AUGAAUUCAGCUUUUACUGAUUUUCAUAACUUUGAGAAAAUUAAGAUAAACGCAAUCAAUUAUCUUAACGUCCUCAGCCACAAUCCACCAUCUCUUGAAAUGAUAGCAGAUUUUCAUCCUGAUUUGAUACAACUUCCACAGACACUCAGAAAAACUCAUGAUAAGCCUAAAAAACAAAAGCUUGGUAUCAAGCUUGGAAAAAAUCUCAGUUUUCUUGCCGUUAUUGUUCAACUUAUUACAUUUCGACCAUUAAUGCACAAACUAUUUGACGAAUUAUUCUCUAAUCCCAAUGAGCAACAGUUAAUAUACAAAGAAAUAUUAUCGCUCACAAAUCGGAACUUUUCGGAAAAUGCAGAUGUUACUUAUCUGUAUCACCUGUACUCGAAACGGCAAAAGAUACAUCAAGCUGAUCCAAUUGAUGCUUUCAAACAAUUACAAGAAUCGCUUGCAUGUGAAGCUAGGCAACUAGAUCUUAUUGAUUAUUUCAAAAAAUUCUGCUGGGGAUUUACAGAUAAAAUUGACAUUCCUCUUGUUAAUAAUAACGAACUUCAAGUUACUCCUACUUUUUCAGAUUAUCUUUUUAUUGAUGUUGCUGGUUUUACGUUUCCAUUGGAUGAUUACACAUGGAAUAACAAUCCAGCUGUAAAAUCCAAACUAGUAGCCAUAAUAACUUAUCACAGUCGACAAUAUAAUAUUAUUAUUUUGGACGAAAACAUCAAUUCAUGGAUUCUCUUUUGUAAUACCAAAAUAUCUUACAUUCGUGAUGAGGAAUUGGCGAAUAAUUUAAACAAAGGCGCAUAUAAUACACCGAAAUAUUUGAUUUUCGAAAAAAUUUAG
This is a messenger RNA of Trichomonas vaginalis G3, 837 nucleotides long. RefSeq lists its product as uncharacterized. Bases 1 to 837 code for a protein of 278 amino acids. The transcript has a single exon. The record is from RefSeq and is a predicted model, not a curated record. NCBI's taxonomy places the organism in Eukaryota, Parabasalia, Trichomonadida, Trichomonadidae.